This is a messenger RNA of Pelagomonas calceolata, 862 nucleotides long. Lineage: Eukaryota; Pelagophyceae; Pelagomonadales; Pelagomonadaceae. The record is from the annotation of a GenBank genome assembly.
CGCUAGGCCAGUGCGGCGGCCGUGGCAAAGGACUGCUUGCUCUUACGUUGUACGCGCUUGGUCUCAGAUAGCUGAGAAUCCAGCGAUUCAACGAGUUGCCAAAAAUUCCUGCUGCAUUUCCUGCUCACGGCUCAUAAAACACACUUGCAGUCUUGCAGAGCAUCGCCGCCUUCAUAACUACCGCAUAAAUCGACGCGGUUUUCCGCCAGCGUGCGCAGCCGACGCAGCAAUGAAGCUCAAGCACCACCAGCAGAAGCUCCUGCGCAAGGUCGACUUCCUCAGUUGGAAGGGCGACAACACGCUCCGCGAGGCGGCGGUCAUGCGCCGCUACCACGUUACUGGUAGAGAGGACUACGUCAAGUAUUCGAGAUUAGUAGGGCAGGUCACGGCCUUCGUCGCCAAGCUCAAACAACUGAAACCGGACGACGAGCAGCGCGCCGAUUUAUCGGGCCAACUACUACGGAAGCUCUACGCCAUGGGUCUGGUGGAUUCCGAGUCGUCGCUCGCCAAGGCCGAGAAGGUCACGGUGUCGUGCUUCUGCCGGCGGCGCCUGCCCGUGGUGCUGGUGCGGCUGAAGAUGGCGCCGUCCGUCAAGGAGGCGUCGAGAUUCGUGGAGGACGGCGACGUGCGCGUGGGCCCGCGCGUCGUGAGGGACCCGGCCUUCCUCGUCACCAGGUCCAUGGAGGACUUCGUGACGUGGGCCGGCGACGCGUCCCAGAAGCGGCACAUUGCCCGGUACUCGAACAAGCUCGACGACUUCGAUCUGCUCCAACUCUAGGGCGUGCGGUCACGGAGCCCCCGCGGCGGUCGUGGUGGCUAGGCGUUCUAGCUCGAAGCAAAGCGACUCUUAAGAUAUGUGUGG